CGUCACGCCGGCCGCGCUCCGCCCCCCGCUCCUGCUCCCGGCGCCGCCACCUCGGCCCGGCGCGGGCAGGCGCGCGGGCAGCGCAGCCAUGGAGCCGGAGUGCCGGGUGCUCUCCAUCCAGAGCCACGUCGUCCGCGGCUACGUGGGCAACAAGGCGGCCACCUUCCCCCUGCAGGUUUUGGGAUUUGAAGUUGAUACGGUGAACUCUGUCCAGUUUUCAAACCACACAGGCUAUGCCCACUGGAAGGGUCAGGUGUUGAAUUCAGAUGAGCUUCAUGAACUUUACGAAGGACUUAAGCUGAACAAGGUCAACCGGUACGAUUAUGUGCUCACAGGGUAUACAAGAGACACAUCGUUUCUGGCAAUGGUGGUGGAUAUUGUCCAGGAGCUGAAACAACAGAAUUCUGACCUCGUGUAUGUGUGUGAUCCAGUGAUGGGUGACAAGUGGAAUGGAGAAGGCUCUAUGUAUGUGCCCAAGGAUCUCCUGCCAGUCUACAGGGACAAAGUUGUACCUGUUGCAGAUAUAAUCACUCCUAACCAGUUUGAAGCUGAGUUACUCACGGGCAGGAAGAUUUACACGGAAAAAGAUGCACUGGAGGUAAUGGAUAUGCUCCAUGCCAUGGGACCAGAGACUGUGGUGAUCACAAGCUCAGAUCUACAGGCACCUCUAGGAAAUGACUACUUGAUUGCUCUGGGAAGCCACAGAAAAACUAAAGCAGAUGGUACCAGGAUAACACAAAGAAUUCGAGUGGAGUCUCCUAAAGUGGAUGCUGUCUUUGUUGGAACAGGAGACUUGUUCGCUGCUAUGCUUCUGGCAUGGACACACAAGCACCCCAACAAUUUGAAGGUGGCAUGUGAAAAGACUGUGUCAGCCAUGCAGCACGUUCUGCAAAGGACCAUUAAGAGUGCAAAAGUGCAAGCUGGAGAAGGAAACAAACCAAACUCAGCCCAGCUGGAACUGAGAAUGGUCCAAAGCAAAAAGGACAUAGAAAACCCAGAGAUCAUAGUGAAAGCCACCGUGUUAUAAAGGCUCCACGUCUCCAAUAACGCACAAUGUAUCGAUGUCCUCAUUUCUUUCCUGUAAAUUGUAAUAUUUGCCUUAGAUCUGUGACAGAAACCUGACUUUCAUGAAAUAGUGCCCAGCAUAGGCAGAUACCCACUCUCAAACAUAUGUGCUGGCCUUGCUCAGUUUUAAAAACAGAACAGUUAGUGUGCAUUGAAGCAUACUCCCAGGUAUCCCAAUGUCUGUCAGAUUCACUUACUCUGUGUGACUACCCAGGGCAAGAGAGCAAUGUUCCUGCCUUGCCAAAGACUGUAGAUGUGAAUUUGCUAAUGGAAUGCUUGACUGACUGGAAAAUGUAUUUCAAGAUGGCAUCUAGUGCCAAUGGAGCUGGCUCCAUGCUCCCUUUUCCUGGAGGUACCUGGUUACCUACUGUGGUAUUCAGUAUCUCGGCUGCUAUGAAACUAAGCAGGGUUAAAUCUACACACACAGUUCUGGUUGUGUGUAGGAGUACUUUGAAGAUGUUUGGCAUGUUCAGUACUCUGAAGUGACCUUGAGGUGUCAUUCAUGCUACUGAUCUCUGCUCCUGUUUCUUGUCCAUGAACAGCUGCACAGUUUCAGUUGUCACAGGUUCUGGCUGCUUAUUUCUCAUGUCCGUGGGUGCCCACAUGAUUUUCCUGCUCCAGAAACGUCUUCAUUAACAAGAUCAUGCCUGGUAGCACUGGUUAGAAGUGUGUAGUUCUACCUCCGAGGCCAGGUUUGAUUCUCUGUUUAUAACUAAGGGCAAAAGAGAAAGCAGCUUGUACCCUGGAAGUUGGCUGCCUUGGUUUGUUCAUCGUGGGUGGAUGCACUUACAAACUACAUGGGCACUUCCACUUAACAUUAGUAAGCACUGCUGGUAGGCUUAGCAAUGAAGCAAUAUGGGAAAAGUAGUAUUUUUUGUUUAGUAAGGUCUGGUAAGUUACAUGUGUUUACCAAAUGCAGUGAAACAGAAAAAUUAACUUGUUCAUAAUGUCUCUGCAAGCAACACCAAUAGAGAUUACAGAAAUGCAUUACUAUUACUAUUAUUAUUAAUAAUACAUCUUGAUAUCAAGAUUCUGCUUGAUAAGGCUUCAAAAUGGGAUUUUUAGUCAUUUCAGCGUCCUAUGGAUCACAGCCACAUACUGAAGCAGCAGGGCAUGUCUGCUGACAGGUAUUGGCCAUUCACAUUUCCCUAGGAUUUCUGUAUGGGAUUCAUGUUCAUGCUUGUCCCAAGAUGAGGUCUAGUGUGAUGUUACAUCCAAAUUGAGUUGAUGAGCUUUACUUGUCUCAGACUACAUAAGGGGAUGGAAAUUGCAUUUCUAAUAGACUUCCUCUCCUGCAUUUGGCAUCAAAAGUGAAAAAAAAACCAACAUUACUUGAGAAUUUAAGGGAAAAAAAAUCAGCAGGAAUUUAUCUACAAAAUGUGAUUCUGCCAUCACAGUUUUUAGUAACCACUGUCAUGAAAUGACUUUCUAGCAAUAAUAAUUUUGGUGUUGUGAACAGUUGCUAAAACUAGCAGUCAGUAACAGAGAUAUGAGCUCAUGGCUCAUACCCAACAUGUAAAAAGUUGUGAACUACCUUGACAGUGUGUACAAGUAUCUGAUGGGAAGCAGUGAAGAGGGAACCAGGCUUUUCUCAGUGGUGUCCAGGGAAGUGAUAAAUGGGCAGUGGCACAAAUUGAAAUACAGGAAAAUCCAUUUAAACAUUAAAAAAAUAAAAUUCACUGUGAAGGUGAUCAAACACUGGUACAGGUUGCCCAGAGAGGUUGUGGAGUCUCCAUCCUUGGAGAUACUCAAAAUGCUGACUGAACAUGGCCAUGAGCAGUCUGCUGUUCUUGGCCCUGCUUGCUCAGGGGUUGGACCAGAGAUCUUCAGAGGUUCCUUCCAACCUCAGCCAUUCCAUGAUUCUCUGAGCACAUCAAACUGCCUUUCUUUGCAGCCCUGGAUUUUUAAAUUGGUGUGCAGGUAUUUUGUACUCCCUGGAACACAAACUUCCAGAUGGGCUGGAAAAUACUCAUAUUAAUAUUUUUCCCCCUUUUUAGAUAAGCUGCUGUUUGCUUGGGCAGCUGUGCCAGGAAGACAAUUACCUCUUUUGAGAUAAUUGCUUUCAGCAAAGAUAUUUAAAUACUGUAGUUGGUGAUGCAUUUCAACAGUUGAACACGAAAAGGAUUUUCACUGUUUCUAACAUUGAUUAACCAAGUGCUGCAUGCCAUAUUCCAAACAUAACUACGAGUUUAUUAAUCUUUUACAAUUAGACUGUUUCAUGUGGAAGUGUAUAAUCCCUACCAUCCUCUUAGGAAGAAGGGAUCAACACCCUGAACUUCCCUGCCUGUACAGACAAUGGUCAGUGCCCUUUUAGUAAAUGUGGGACAGCACAAUUUUAUUUUGCCAUUAGAAUAGACAGACUUCACAAGAGGAUUGAGAGAAAGGGAAGGGAUGUUUUCUCUGAAAUAAAGAAGUUUGGAAUUUGGGAAACUUGGAGCUACCUUGCAAACAAGGUUUUCAUUGUCAACCAUAAUGAGCCGUGAUCUUGACAUAAAAGACAAAGCGCUAUGUUUGUUGGAGCAGUUUAUACCUGUCAGGUGUAAUCUUUUCCCACUUCUUCAAAGAAUGGAUCAGUUCAGUAAUUAAUGUGGUCCUUAGAGUCUGUGACAUAUCCAUGUUAAAACAAAAACAAAGCAUAUUCAUACUAAUGUGCUCAAUUUGCAAAAGUUCCUAUUCCACAGUAGCUGGAUCCUGUAGCAAUGGGCUGCUGGCUUCAUCUGCUUGAGUCCCUGAGGGUUGCUCAUGUGAUAACUGCUUUAAACUCCCACUGACCUGAUCAAAAUUAGGUCAGGUUUAUGUCUUCAGUGAAGAAUUGGGCUUAACAUCUCUUGCAAGGAACAAACAUCAGAAAUUAUCUGUAAAUGUAUCCUGUAGCUAAUGUUUUGUAGCCACAGCAGGCUAACAGGUAUUUUUGAAUGUCAAAGUACACAUUUUUAUUUGUUUAGAGUUACACAAAGCUCAUGUGCAGAACAAAAUUCAAAGACUCAGCACAGUCCUGUUUAAUAUUUCAUUCUCUCCUUUCCUCCUGCAUAUAAUACCUGUAUCUUUUUCUGAGUUCGUGCUGUCUGUCUGGUGCAGCUGGAAAGUGUCUCAGUGCCAGACAGUGCCCACUAUUUAUAUAGGGGCUGGGAGGAGACUGACCAGCAUUGUCUGAUUCACUUGCAAACCUAUAGUUAAAGAUAAAAGGUUAGUCUAAACUAGCUUAGAUCCUAACUCAUUACAGGAGAACAAGCACUUUAGCCCAGAGAGUGGAGUCUGUAAUAAUGGAUAACCUUCCGUGGCCGUCCUGAGAGCAUGAAAGAUGUAACCCAGCAGUCCAGCACUCACCAGCUGGGGACUGGUGGCUUCACUGCCACGUGUGUGAGGUCAGAAGCACACGAGGCUUCUCAUGCUGCAGCACAUGGAAGCAUGGGGGAGGUGAAUGCUUUGUGUUUGUGUCAGAUCCCUUUUUCCUGGAGUGAUUUGCAGUGCCUGUGGCCACUGCUCAAGUCCACCCACUCGUUUGCAGAGCCACCUAUGCAGGAGAGACCAAAAGUUGUUUAUGAACCAUCUACUCUGGGCCUGGAUUUAGUCUCUAUGUGCUGAGAAUUGAGACAUGCAUAAAGACAUUGAGCUAAAAUCAGUGCUAGCCACACUCAAUAGAAACACUUCAGAAAGCUGCAGUAUGAAUUGUUAAUGUUUGUGUACUGAUUUUUAUCUCAAGUGGGGAGAAAUCUAUAAUCCAUGUGUUAUACAAAAGAAUUGGAGGACCAAGGUUUCCAGCUACUCAUACUGCCUUUUGAGUAUCUUAACUGUGUCUUGAUUGGAUGGUGUUAAUUUGUUGUCUGUUGUGGUGAUUGUAUUGAUUAAUUUUAUUUUAAAAUAUGUAGCAAGGAAGAUUGUAAUAAAAGCAUCUACAUUUAAUAUACUGUGCACACACAAAUUGUUAGAUCCUAUUUUUAAACAUGUUAAACAUUUCAGAAUUAAACAGCACAAGAAUGGUUUGGUAGUCCUGCUGAAUAAAAUGGAUGUAAUUAAAUUUUUUUCCUUAGUUAUGUCCUAGGAUAGAGAGAGGGUAGUUAAUGGAAGAGAGCACAUUUGUGCCCUGUUAUCAUCUUACUGUAAGGUAUGGAUGUGGAAGUGAGAAACAUCCUUGUUGUCUUAACUUUUAUAUUUCUUAAAGAUGUUUCAUGGGAAGAAGAUCGCUGGCAUUCUGCACCACUCCCUUGCAUUCCUCUUACUUAUAUGUGUAGGACCUCAUUGUGUUGUGCUCUUUUUUCCUGCAAACAGGGUGAGAAGAGGGGCUUGAAAUAAGAACCAUAACUCAUUUUGAGAUCUCUUUCUUGUGCAGCAUUUAACUGCACUCCUCUUCACUAAACUUUUACUUCACUGUGUAGGGUGGAGCAUACAGGACUGUAGAGUGGGAAAGAAAUGUUCCUCAUGCGGGAACAAGAGCUUCUGUCAGCACUCAGCAGUGUCCCUGCCAGGGUGGUGGCUUGCAGGAGGAGGAGAGCAGGGAUCCAGGUUGAGCAGAGCAGAAAGUGCUGUGUCAUUACACUUAUGUCCACUGGAGAAGUUUCGUUUAUAUUUAUACUAAAGAAAACCACCUCUCCUGAGUAAAGGUCCUUGCCCAGUUAAAGAGUGCUUUAAAAAGCUGGGACAUGUUGCAAAGUUUGGUCACUCUGGGACUAAAAUGUUUCUUUAUAAAAAGAAGCUCGACCCCUUCCUUUACAUCCCCUUGCAGCCAUACUGGCUUACUGACUGUAGUCAUUCCAUUCCUGUUAGAAUCCCAGGAUUAGAUACCCAGAGAGCUGUUCUUCCUGAAAGCACAUGUUCUUCAUGUUCCUGGUAAGUGAGAGCCUGCCUAGCAGUUCUGAAACAUGUCCAUUAAAGACAUUUGUCAGCCAUGGAAACUAAGCUUAGAGAUGUUCAGUCACAGCCCAAAAAUAGCUCUUUCAAAUAAAUGAAAACUCUUGAAAGUGCAUUAUUUUCAAUAAAUGAGUAAACCAGCGAGUUUAUAGAUGCAUGCAGGAGCAGAUUUCAGGUAAAUCCCCGAGGUUCAAUCAGUCACUGGAGGAGUGUGCCCUGAGCACACUGCUGCUGUCAGGGCACUGCUUCAGGAGAGACCCAGCUACUUCUCACCAUUUCCCAGAAGAGAGGAAUGUGGUGUGGCAUUCAGCAGCCAAGGAAAUCUCCCAUCUGCUUCACCAGGAAACCAGUGCCAGGUGACAGCCCCAGUGCCAGGUGACAGCCCCAGUGCCACCAGAUUGGUGCUUUUGCUGCUCUGGCAGCAGUGGACAUCGAGGCAGAUGGGACGCUCCUAAAUGUGCACAUCUUCCUGGCUCAGUGCCUCCACAGUGCAAAUAAUGGUAAUAAAUCCUCAAUUUUCAGAGCAGUGAAUAGGGCAGCACAUUAUUCAGAGAGAGAAAACCAGCAAUAUGAGAAGGCUGUGCCAUAUGUUACCACUGAAAUCACACCUAUUGCCCUCGUGGUUGCAUUGCUGUUUAGAAAAAAAUCUGUGUGUAGAAGAGUGUGAUUUAUGUACUCUUGUGUGUGUGUGUGUGUAUGUUGAAGCUUUAUUUGCAAUGUGGUAGGGGUGGGAAACAGAAUUUGGGGGGCUGGCUGAGUAGGCCUUCAGGAUGUGAGCAGAAGGUCUUAAAGAAUUAUAUUUUUAUAGAUUGUGCUGAAGCUUUGGGUCCCAGCCACACAUAGCCUUUUCUUCCAGAGAACUGAAAUGGUUUGGAAAGAGAGUCAGGUGGCUGUAAUAUAGUAGGGAUAGUACAACCCCACCAGCCCUGGACAAACUGAAUAAUUUAAUAAAAGAUGCCUUUUUAAGUAAUAUUUUUUUAGUGCUGAAUUGUUAAACAAAGAAAUAUUUAUGAGCAAACUUUCUAUGUACUUAAAAGUUUGUGUGGUGCUUUGUACUGACUAGGUGGACCUGUUAUAUGUUUACACAUCUUAAAUGAUUGUCCUUGAGGUGUGUGUAGUAAUUCAAUGACUUCUAUGCCAGAAAAACAAUGAAGUUCUGUGUAAUAGCAAAUGAUUUAAUUUCUGAUGAAACUGUAGGCUUUCUAGUGCUUGUGUAUUUUUCUGGUUGGCCAUUACAAGUUGUAUCCUUCCUGCAGUAAGGCUUGUACGCUUGAUUGUAGAGAGAGGCAAUAGGAUGGUAGAUAACCAUUGUUUAAAAAGAAAACCCUAAAUAUUGCUACCUUAUCCAUUUUAAAAUCAGGUAAGGUUUGUGGCAUAAGCCUGAAAUUUUGCAUUGGAAUCAAGUUUCAAAUACAUAUAGGGUAGGUUAAAAGUUGGGGAUGGGUUUGUUUGUUUAAUUAAAUAAGACUGGGAGGUCUUAAAAGUGCUUAAUAGCAAUAUAUACAUGGACAAGCCAAGAGAUGGAACAAAAAUGGCUUGUUCCCAUUGUAUGAACCUGACCAAUUAAUUCAUAGCUUGUGCUAAACCUGUGCACAGACAGGUGAAUAGACAAAUGGGAGAAAGUAAAGAUUUUUUUCCUUAUAGGUUGUCAGCUGUAAUAGCGUGAGGAAUUUUAGCUGUUUGUUCUGAAUUCAAAUUCAUAAAUACCUUCCAGAAGAGCUGAGUUACCAAUAAAGUCCCAUUCAGUCAAAAGGCAAAGCUGUUGACAGGGUUCAAAACCAGAGCAGGAUUUUUUCAUCUUGCCAAACAUACUGAGUCUUUGUUUCCUAUGGCUGGGAGACCAGGGCUAAAGCCCAACUGUCAAGAUAUAUUAAUUUUUUUAGUUGAACUUUGGGGUCUGUCUAAAAAGUGCAGGGGUCUGCAGCAUAAAGGAGUUUUUGGAGCAUGGUCCUAUGAUAAAUGUCAUCACCUACUGCAGCAGUUGGUGAUUUGGCAAAACUGAGCAUCACUUGUUACAUCCCUUUUAGUAAACGUGGCAGCAUCCUCAGCCCUCUUGUGAAUAAAUCACCACUGCAAAAAGCAGAGGAGAAUUUAUCACGAGUUUUUCUCCCGAGAGUUCCUGAUUUCUGGAUGUGUUAAAAGAGAAGCACUUCUGCUUUGCUAAGUUAGCAGGAGAAAUGUCACCGAGAUGAAUAAUGUAUGAGGAGGGAGGCUGUGGCAGGGAACAGCAGUGCUGGGGAUAUGUUGUGCCUGGCUUUUCCUCCCCUGGGAAUCUGUGGGUGCAGUGUCCUCGUGGUGGUGGCAGAAUGACUGUUUUGCCUGCAUCCUCCCGUGGGGGAAAUGUGGAGGAGUUACUCUGAGCAAGUGGGGAGCUGAGGUCGGUGUGGAGCUGUUGGGUUUGUUUGGCAGUGCUGUACCAAGGCAGUGGUUCAGCACAACUCUGUGUGCCCCCAAAAGCCCGUGGUGUACAGCUGCCUGCUUGCCUGGCCGUGGUGUAAUGCCCUUAGAUUUCUUCUGCAGGCCAUGGAGAACCAAGAGACUCUGGAAGUGCAUUAUUCAGAUGAUUCAGGCUUGGCUUUUGUGCUUUUGGAAAGAAAGGUAGAGAAUUAUUGGCUGCUGUGGUAGAUACAACUCAUCCAUCCCAGCUACACCAUAAAAGUGUGCCCUACCCUUCCUCUCCCAUCAUCUCUGCUGGCUCUGAUUUGCCUGUCCCCAUAACGAGGGACAUGAAGGAGCUAAAAUCAAUGGGGAAUUUAUGCAGUCAAAACCACUGAAGUUCUAAUCUGCUUUAGUUCUCUUAACCUCCUCAUCCUGGGAACAGAAAAGUGCUUGUGCUGCUGCCAGGGAGGGUCUGGGACAAUGCAGCUGCUCAAAAUGGGGGAGAGUGGAGUUGCCUCUUUCCCUGGCACUGAGAUGCUGCAUGAGCAGGGCCUAACUGCAGAGCUGCACUGUUAAUGGUAAAGAAAAGAAAUCUUUGUGAGUGAAGUGCUUGAAAGAAGAGCUGGAGAUUCAGUAAGUCAGAGUUUGGUGUUCUCAAUCCACUCUAUCCUCUGUGUUGCAAAAAUAUUAUAGCACUAAAAAAGUUGGUGUGGCUGUUCUUAAUGAUCUCUGUGAUGCUUGUGCCUAGCAGAGGUGAAAAUAGCAUUCAAUAAAGCAGUGCUCUAACUAGGGAAUGUAAUAGGAAGAUCCAGGUGGAGAAAAUGUCAAGUUUGUUUUCACAGCACUUGCAUGGUGUCAAAAGUUGUCCAGGUCUGGCUCUUUUCCUUCCUGCCCCCUUUAAGAAAGGAAGGAAUGACAUGAAUAAAUCAAUUAAUAAAUAAGGGCAGUUACCUGGGAAUUUAUGUGGCAUUGGUAUUCAUUUUCAUGGACAGAUUGAUAAAUCUUUCCACACCAGAGGUCUCUGGUUCCCAAGGGGUUUUCAGAGGUGUGAUAGAGCCUGUCACAGCUGGCUUGGAGCGCAGUUCUUGGGACUCAGCUGUGACAGAUGACAUUGGGAUGCCACCUGCAGGCACUCCUGUCCCGUAGUUGGUACAGCACAGGUAUUCACGUGCCUGAUACAUGCUAGAUGUGAAUCCUUGCCUUGGUAGGGAAGGAAACUUGGGCUUGUUGCUGGAGCUGCAGUGAUGGGAGGAAACCCUCAAGAAUUCAGCACCAUCCAGUGAUCCUGCCAUUUGCUGUCAGUGUUAGUGCAAUGUAUCCCCUUUCAGUGUUGUUUUCUAUCUGGGAGAUGGGAGGAUGGCAGCCUCCACAUGCAAGUGUGUGCACUGCUUUAACAUGCUUUUAUCUGGCUGAAUGUGAAAAACUAAUCAAGAUUGUUAAAAAUGGAGGGGAAGGAUAGCUAUGAAUCUGCCUAGGACCUAAGUGAGUAGAGAAACGAUGAAAUUUGUCUCUAAUUCAGAAAUAAUUCAGUAUUGACCAAAUGAGUGCCGUGUCUUCAACGGGCAGUAGCACCUGGAAGAGACCAAUAUUUAGGGUUUUUGCCCAAAGCACAUUUAGCCCUGCUCUACUGUUUAGUGAAAACGCCCAGUGCAGAUGCCACCAGAGCCUCAUCUCGUGGAGUAAUGCUGUAAUAAAGAAUGUGGUUUUCUUGUGCAAGUCUUGACCUCUUCUUAUGAAAAUAACACACAACUCAGUAUUUUCAUGGUGUAUAAGUGAAAUGUAGGUUUUUUUUCAAUAAAAUACAUUUCCUUUCCUAAA
This is a messenger RNA of Corvus hawaiiensis (hawaiian crow), 10110 nucleotides long. It is a transcript of the gene PDXK, whose product is annotated as pyridoxal kinase. Gene Ontology annotation, cellular component: cytosol. Gene Ontology annotation, biological process: pyridoxal 5'-phosphate salvage. The coding region runs from base 89 to 1027 and encodes 312 amino acids. The transcript has 11 exons. NCBI's taxonomy places the organism in Eukaryota, Metazoa, Chordata, Aves, Passeriformes, Corvidae. Gene Ontology annotation, molecular function: pyridoxal kinase activity. The record is from RefSeq and is a predicted model, not a curated record.